AUGUCAAAAGCAAUUCCUCUAAAGGGAUCUACGAGGGUAAUCACCGAGUUCUUUGAAUACAGUAUUAAUUCGAUACUUUAUCAGCGUGGUGUUUACCCAGCUGACGAUUUUUCACCUGCCAAGAAGUAUGGUUUGACGUUACUUAAGACCCAUGAUGAUGAACUUAAGAGUUACAUCCGUAAAAUUUUGCUUCAAGUACAUAAGUGGCUCCUAGGAGGCAAGUGUAAUAAGCUAGUUCUAUGCAUUGUUGAUAAAGAUGAGGGAGAGGUAGUGGAAAGGUGGGCCUUUGAAAUCUCUCAUUUGAGUCAAACAGAUGAUUCUGAGGAUAUCAAAGACGAGGCGAACACUAAGACAGAAACGCAAAACCAAAUACGAGGCUUGAUUAGACAGAUUACAGCAAGUGUCACCUUCCUUCCUGAGCUGACCAAGGAAGGUAGUUAUACAUUUAAUGUUUUGGCAUACACUGACGCCUAUGCCAAAGUUCCGCUAGAAUGGGCGGAUUCCGAAAGUAAAGAAAUAGUAGAUGGGGAAAUCGUACAACUAAAAGAAUUUUUAACUGAAGAUCAUAAAGUUAGUGCUCAAGUCAGUUAUAAAACUUGA
Messenger RNA from Naumovozyma dairenensis CBS 421, 600 nucleotides. It is a transcript of the gene MAD2, whose product is annotated as spindle checkpoint protein MAD2. The transcript has a single exon. Gene Ontology annotation, cellular component: nucleoplasm; kinetochore; cytoplasm. Gene Ontology annotation, biological process: mitotic spindle assembly checkpoint signaling. NCBI's taxonomy places the organism in Eukaryota, Fungi, Ascomycota, Saccharomycetes, Saccharomycetales, Saccharomycetaceae. Bases 1 to 600 code for a protein of 199 amino acids. The record is from RefSeq and is a predicted model, not a curated record.